Alternaria alternata is the source of this 843-nucleotide messenger RNA. RefSeq lists its product as hypothetical. Bases 167 to 736 code for a protein of 189 amino acids. Lineage: Eukaryota; Fungi; Ascomycota; Dothideomycetes; Pleosporales; Pleosporaceae. The transcript is spliced from 2 exons. The record is from RefSeq and is a predicted model, not a curated record.
CCGUUUCAUGAUUAGUGCGGCUGAGGAGUGGCGUGCACGUCAUCCUCUUGGUUGCUUUUUCCCGCCAAGAAUACAUCACACGGUGCACCAAAUGAACAAGACAGAACAGUAUAGUAAAAAAAAUGCUGUUUCAUCGACCGAAUACCCGGGCUGAACGAGGCUGUAUAUGGGUUGGAUUACUAUUCAAAAACGUGUCGUUUUGAGGGAUGUGAGGUCAUUUGACUUUGAGUUAUGUGUAAUAUGUUCCCGGGAUGACGUCCUGGACGUGAUGAAACUCCAGAAGACGAGUCUUUUGAACAAACCCGAAAGACUUCGGGCUUUUGACUUCGUGAGAACCAUUGUCGCCGACCCCCCCACGACGCACAAACCUUCUCUUUGCAUAUGUAUAGCAACUUGUCGGUACGAAGACCAAAAGAAAGAAGAAUCUCAAAAGAACCAUCCAACCAUCCCAGGUCUAAAUACCACCUCUCCCAGCUUCACGAUCAAUAGAGAAAUCAAGCACCCAUUCGCCCUUACAACCCUACAAUCAAUCUUCCUAUCCUAUACAACCAUAUCAAUAACGACCACAACACCAAACCCCUACCAACCAACUACUUGUACUACGAUCAAAGAUGCCAGCAGCAACACCCUAUCGCUGCUCUGGGUGCGAUUUCCCCAAUCCCGCUUCGCACAACGGCCCCUGCCUGAACAACAUCGCCUACUGCCCCAAAUCAAAGGGCGACUGGUUCUGCGCUAAAUGCCCUAACAUAGUGCCAAUCGCACUAGGUCCCGACAAGGACGGAGUGUACCGCUGUGAUAAGUGCAGGGCGCCGUUCGACCCAAAGUACAAGUACACACCGCCGG